AAACUUGUAAGCGAUAAACAUGUCUGGAAUUACUUGCACAGAUGAGAUUUCUGUUUUGUAUGACAAGCUGAGACUUCGCAAAUACUGCAGAUACAUCAUGCUCAAGAUCGAUAAGGUCAAUGAUGUGGAAACCAUUGUUUUGGAAAGAGAGGCACCCAGAGAGGAGACUUGGGAGCAGUUUGUUGACUCGCUUCCUGCCUAUGAGCCUCGCUUCAUUGUCUACGACUUUGAGUUCACCGAUAGUGAGAGAAGAAAGCACGCUGAUCUGCUUCUGAUCACUUGGAUUCCAGACAACUGCUCUGUGAAGCAGAAGGUGGUUUACUCUUCUAGCAAGAAGUCGUUCUUGACGAAGCUGGUGGGCGCCAAGAUUAUUGAUGCUUUCGAUGCUGAUGACUUGCGCGAAGACGUCAUUAUCAACAAGAUUUUGUAAAUUCAGUUGGGUACGCCGGAACAUAUAUAUG
This is a messenger RNA of Blastocystis hominis, 461 nucleotides long. RefSeq lists its product as hypothetical. Gene Ontology annotation, cellular component: actin cytoskeleton; cytoplasm. Gene Ontology annotation, biological process: actin filament depolymerization. Gene Ontology annotation, molecular function: actin filament binding. The record is from RefSeq and is a predicted model, not a curated record. Lineage: Eukaryota; Bigyra; Opalinata; Blastocystidae. The transcript has 4 exons. Bases 98 to 430 code for a protein of 110 amino acids.